This is a messenger RNA of Racocetra persica, 905 nucleotides long. The record is from the annotation of a GenBank genome assembly. NCBI's taxonomy places the organism in Eukaryota, Fungi, Glomeromycota, Glomeromycetes, Diversisporales, Gigasporaceae.
AUCAUGCUGAAUAUAGUGAGCAAGAAUGGGUUAGUAAAUAUCUACAACACGAUCAGGAUAAAGGAUACGAGCAUGUUGAUAGCAAAUUCUCAUUCGAAUACACAGGAGAAUAUAUGAUCUGCAUCGAAGGGUUCACCGAUAGUUGCGGUGUUAAGAAGCAGACAAUUGCACAUGAUCACACCACUAUUAAAGUAGGAGAAGAGAAAAAAAGAUGUGAAACAAUUACUCAAGGUUUUGUUAUGCUUAAAAAACAACUUCUGGCCACUUACUCUAAAAUAGAUUAUGCAAAAUUAUUGAAAAAAGCUGCUUCAUACAUAGUACAAAGAAAAAAAGUAUCGAAAAAACUUCAACUUGAAUUGGAUCAACUGAAAAAAACUUGUGAUAAUUUGAAUACAGAACUGGAAUUCUUUAAAAAGAUGAAAGUUUAUUAUGAUUUACUGAAAGAAAUUCGCAGAAAUUAUACAAAAAGUUACACACUAACUUUAUUGUUAAUUGAAGUUAUUAGAAAUUUUGGUUGGAUAGAAUUUGAUCCCUCAGAAGAUGCUAAAAAGAUUUCAGCAAUUCAGAAUAUUAAAAAUUGGUUUACAAAUAAAAAUAAAUUGUUAUUGACCAUUAGAAAUUAUAUAACUACUGCACCGAAGAAUGAGUUAUCUGUUGAUGAUUCAUUAUAUUCAGAUCAAGCUCAAAGUCUUUCAGCCAAAGAUCGUGGAGUUCGAAAAUUUGGUGAUGUGAUUGGAUACUUUACUGGUAGUGAUAAAAUUUUGUAUGAAAUUUUUUUUGUAGAAGUAUCAUAUGGGCUAUUUUAUAAGGAUUCGGAACCCCACAUAGAUGAAGAUAAAAUAAAAUUAGGUAAAUUAGGUAAAGAUUCAAUUGAUCGUAUUAGUAGAUUAUUAAAUACAGAGGAU